Coprinopsis cinerea okayama7#130 is the source of this 2034-nucleotide messenger RNA. RefSeq lists its product as hypothetical. The record is from RefSeq and is a predicted model, not a curated record. The transcript is spliced from 2 exons. Lineage: Eukaryota; Fungi; Basidiomycota; Agaricomycetes; Agaricales; Psathyrellaceae. The coding region runs from base 1 to 2034 and encodes 677 amino acids.
AUGGUCACCACCGCUACCAACGACGUUCUCAAUGUAUAUCGCGAUUCUGGCGCAGGGUCGUCGUCGUCCAAGGCAAUUCCGAACGGGAAAGAAGCCACAGCCGCCUCACCGCCGUCCAUCUCGCUCAUAACGCCCUCGACAUCCUCAUCACCAAUCCAAGCACAGCCCGCACACACCGCAACCGCCCAAACACAACUCUCAGCCUCAGCCCGCUUCCACAGUAUUCCGGACAUCCUAGCCGAUAUCUGCGAAUACCUGGCAUGUGAAGAAGACUUUGACGAGAUGGAGAGGGAGAUCCCAGAGGAGUUGUGGAUGAGCAGGAGGAAUUUGGCCAAUUUGGCGAGGACGUGUAAAGCGUAUCUGGAACCUGCGUUGGAUCGGUUGUGGAGGGCGCUAAAUACGCUGUAUCCUCUGUUUAAUGUGUUGCCGGCAUUUCACAAAGCUGCGGGGACCCAUGUCCUGAGAGGUACGCCUACACCUGCAGAGUGGGCCCGUUUCGACUGGUACGCCCGGCGAGUGAAGCGGUUUUGCUACACCCGCGACCCAGCCCACCUCGACAUCGCGAUGCACGUCUACUUCCGCAUGGCUCAGCUACGCUCGACACCAUUACUUCCUUGUCUCCGCCACCUCUACUGUCCCAACAUCAGCCAAAGCGAAUUCCUCAUUUCAGGCGUCUGUCUGUUCUUGUCACCGUCGCUUCAGUCACUCGAAUUCGCCAAGAUCACGCAUAUCGAAGACAAAUUGUCUGGAACAUUCUUGCACACGCUGUAUGAAGACGGGGCUAACCUGGAGAGUGUGGUGUUCAAGGGAGAAGGAUUGUCAGACGGGACGCUGGACCUGAUUCUGCCGUUCGAGGGAUUGCGGAUGUUGGAAUUGGACGGGAUGGGCCCAGUGAUUACCCUAGAGUGGUUGAAGGAGCUGGGGAAGAAACCGAAACUGGAAGAGCUGGCACUCGACUUUACAAACUCCAGCGUAGAAGCGUUGCAGAAAGACAUCGGUUUCGCAAAUCUUAAAUCGCUGAUGCUAACAGCACCCAUAUCCUUCACCCGCGCCUUCAUCCCCAACAUCUCCUCCCAGUCUCUGGAAACGGUUGUGGCCGUCUCGACGCGCGACUCGUCCACCGAACGCUCAGCAUUCAUUUCUGAAAUCGUCGACCGGUAUUCCUCGACACUACGCAGCUUCGGGCUGGUGCAUGUCCAGAACACCGACGACCCACCGGAAGAACUCGAGCUCUCCAACCUCUCGCGGUUGCUGCCCCUCCGGAACCUAGAGGAGUUCCGGUUGGAAGGGUACAGCAUGAACCUGACCGACGAGAACGUGACCAUCCUCGCGCUCGCUUGGCCCAACAUCACGAAACUCUUACUUCCGUUUAUUGGACCGGAGAAGGUGCGGCCUACCUAUGCGUCGUUGGUGAAUCUUAGGGAUCUGUGCCCGCGCUUGGAGCAUGUGAGGAUACCGCUGGAGAUUAUGGGUAUCCCACCGUUUGUGUACCCGAGGCCUGCGCUCCCGCCGUUCUUGAUUGCGAGUAACGUGGUGGAAGCGGAGGAGGAGGAAGAGGAGGGACCGGACUCGCCGGUAUCGUCGUCCUUGUCGUCGCCUUCGUCCGAAUCCAUGCCGACGCCUACGACCUCCGAGUUCCCACUCCCACCAACCCAACCGCCCUCCCUCCCAACAGUCUCCUCCUCCUCCCUAUCCUCCUCUGCAUCUUCAUCGUCAUCAUCAACGCCGUACACCCUGCAUCAUCACCACAACCACCACCACAGGCACCACAACCGCUACCGUCCACCACACCCCCUCCAGCGUCUAACCAUCUCCACCACCGACGACCACGAGACGGUCGAAGAGCGCCUGGGGGAUAUGAGGAACCUGACGCAUUUGGCGCGGCAUGUGGAUUAUUUGUUUCCGCGGGUGAGGCAUGUGGGGGCGUUUGGGAGGCAGGAUGAGGAGCGGUGGGUGCAUGUAGGGGAGAUGGUGGCGGCGUUUCAGGGUGUGAGGGCGGAGACGAGGGAGGGGCUUUUGGUUGGUGGGUGGUGA